Camelina sativa (false flax) is the source of this 702-nucleotide messenger RNA. Its product is annotated as transcription factor TCP16-like. Gene Ontology annotation, cellular component: nucleus. Gene Ontology annotation, molecular function: sequence-specific DNA binding; DNA-binding transcription factor activity. The record is from RefSeq and is a predicted model, not a curated record. NCBI's taxonomy places the organism in Eukaryota, Viridiplantae, Streptophyta, Magnoliopsida, Brassicales, Brassicaceae.
AAAAACAGAGCCAAAAAAUGGUUUUGAGAAACAACAAAAAUAACAUUGGGGGAAAGGCGAGGAAGACUCCAACUUCAUCCAGGGGUCGUAACCGUCGCAUCCGGCUUCCGGUGAGCUGUGCUUCUCAAGUUUUUAAGCUGACACAAGAGCUAGGCUUCAAGACUGACGGCGAAACUGUAGGUUGGCUCCUCCGUAUUGCCGAGCCAACAAUCUUGGCUGCCACGGGCCAUGGUGUCAACACCACCUCAGAUGACACCUCGAGUGAUUGUAUCCACCCAUAUAUCAAUAUUCAUAAUACAAGUAAUAUGAAUCAAUUAAGUUUUGGUAACAAUUGUACUAUCGAUAACUCUGUCCAUUAUGCGGACACAAGUGCUGUUGUAAGCCAAGCCCAUCAACGAGAGAAUAUUACUGGUCAUCAUGGACUAGUAUCCCCAGCCGCUACGAUGAGUACUGAUUAUGGUUCAACUAGUUUUCCGGAGAACUCAAUGCCUCAGCAGCAGCCGCAACCACUGGAUGAUGAGUUUGAUGAGGAGGAUGAGAUGGGGACGGCUGCACAAACCUAUGUCAACCCCGAGAAUACUAAUUGGCGUUAGAGAUUGUGUUUAUGUCUAUGUUCAACUUGAUUUGGUUUUACUUUGGUUGCUAUUUGCGUAUGGUUUUCUUCAUGUUUCUCAAGUUUAAGAUGAAUAAUUGUUAACUAAA